Messenger RNA from Cladophialophora yegresii CBS 114405, 1974 nucleotides. Its product is annotated as glycyl-tRNA synthetase 1. Gene Ontology annotation, biological process: mitochondrial glycyl-tRNA aminoacylation. The transcript has a single exon. The record is from RefSeq and is a predicted model, not a curated record. Gene Ontology annotation, molecular function: glycine-tRNA ligase activity; ATP binding. Bases 1 to 1974 code for a protein of 657 amino acids. Gene Ontology annotation, cellular component: cytoplasm; mitochondrion. Lineage: Eukaryota; Fungi; Ascomycota; Eurotiomycetes; Chaetothyriales; Herpotrichiellaceae.
AUGGCCGACUUUACAACAAGAACCGGCGACGUGCUAGAUCGCGCAGUGGUCGAAACCACCCUCCGACGACGCAUGUUCUAUACCCCUUCAUUCGAGAUCUACGGUGGAGAGCGCGGGUUGUUCGACUAUGGGCCCCCAGGAUGCGCCCUGCAAGCCAAUGUCGUGGACCUUUGGCGGAAGCACUUUGUUCUGGAAGAAGACAUGCUCGAGGUUGACUGCACCAUGUUGACUCCCGAGGCGGUGCUGAAAACUAGCGGGCAUGUGGACAAGUUCGCCGACUGGAUGUGCAAGGACCCAAAGAGCGGGGAGAUCUUUCGUGCAGACCACCUGGUAGAGGGCGUGCUCGAGGACCGGUUGAAGGCGGACAAGGUUGCGCGUGGCCAGACAGUUGAAGUUGAUGAGGCGAAAGAGGCCAAGAAAAAGAAGAAGUCCAAGGAAGCAAAAGUCGAGAAGCUCGACGACGCGCUAGUGCAGGAGUACGAGGAGACUCUGGCCAAGAUUGACAACUAUGGAGGUGAUGAGCUCGGAGAGUUGAUCAAGAAGUACAACAUCAAGGGUCCUACAACAGGCGUCGAUCUCGAGCCUCCGAAGGCUUUCAACCUCAUGUUUCAAACUCAGAUUGGACCCAGCGCCGAUAAACCCAACGGUUACCUCCGCCCGGAGACUGCUCAAGGACAAUUCCUCAACUUCCAGAAGUUGCUCGAAUUCAACCAGCAGUCAAUGCCGUUCGCAUCCGCCUCGAUUGGAAAGUCCUUCCGCAAUGAAAUCUCUCCGCGAUCCGGGCUCCUGCGUGUCCGUGAGUUCUUGAUGGCCGAGAUUGAACAUUUCGUGGACCCAGAAGGUGGAAAGAAGCAUCCCCGAUUUGACGAAGUCAAGGACACAAAGUUGUCUCUCCUGAACAGGAAGACACAGCUCGCCGGAAGCACAAAGCCUGAUACUGUGACGAUUGGGGAAGCCGUCUCAACCGGUCUAGUCGACAAUGAAACCCUCGGAUAUUUUCUCGUCAGAAUUCAAGACUUCCUGCUGAAACUCGGGGUAGACCACUCGAAACUGCGCUUUCGCCAGCACAUGGCCAACGAAAUGGCACAUUACGCUGCAGACUGUUGGGAUGCCGAACUGUUCACCACCUACGGCUGGAUCGAGUGCGUCGGAUGCGCAGACCGCAGCGCUUACGAUUUGACGGUGCACAUGAACAAGACGGGCGCGCCGCUCGUAGUCCGCGAAACACGAGCCCAACCCCUCGUCAUAGAAGAAUACCAAAUCGACCUGGAGCGCAAGAAACUCGGCCCCAAGUUCCGCAAGGAUGCCAAAGCGGUCGAAGCCGCGGUGGACGCUCUCUCACAAGACCUACGCGAAAAGUUGUCGAUAAAGUUGUCGCAGGACGGGAAGAUCGAGGUCGACACGCCAGGUGUGGGAAGUGGAAAGACGGAGCUCGAGAAGGACCUUAUCAAGAUUGAGAAGAGGAAGCGAACGGAGCAUGUGAGAGAAUAUACGCCCAACGUUAUCGAGCCCUCGUUCGGUAUCGGCCGCAUCCUCUACAGCGUGAUGGAACACGUCUUCUGGGUUCGUGAAGGAGAUGGCGCUCGCGGAGUGCUGUCCUUUCCCCCUAUCGUUGCACCGACGAAAGUCUUGCUCGUCCCUCUGUCCGGCCAUCAGGAUUUCAAGCCUUUCAUCAAGAAACUCACCAGCCGUCUCCGACGCGUCGGGGUGUCCAAUAAAGUGGACGACUCGUCCGCCAGUAUCGGCAAACGCUACGCUCGCAACGACGAGCUCGGCACACCCUUCGGCAUCACCAUUGAUUUCCAGACGGUCAAGGAUAACACACUGACACUGCGAGAGCGCGAUUCCACCAAGCAAGUCAGGGCCAGUGAGGACGACAUCAUCGGCGCUGUGAAGAGCAUGGUCGAUGGAGAGGAGACCUGGGAAGAUAUCGCGAAGAGAUUACCUGCUUUCGAGGGGCAGGAUUUGGAGUGA